Messenger RNA from Symbiodinium necroappetens, 3681 nucleotides. The record is from the annotation of a GenBank genome assembly. Lineage: Eukaryota; Dinophyceae; Suessiales; Symbiodiniaceae.
AUGGUGCUAGCAACGUCCGUGCCAUACAAUGAUGCACCCGAGCGGAUCCGUGGCUGGUCGCUCAUGUGCGGGUUCCAAGCUGACGGCUUCAGAGAUUGGUCCGACUUCGCGAAGUUCGUGGAUGAGCGCGCAACUCACGCAGUCAAGCAUUUGAGGCAAGCCCGCAAAAGCAUCCCUGAUGGAAAGGCUUUACCAAAAGUCGGACGAAAAAGCCAGCCCAUGCCCAAGCGCUUCUGUGGAGACUUGCGCCACAUCAGGUCAGAACCGGGACUUCACGCGGUCUACUGGGGCGAGAACGGCAUCCCGCAAAGCGACUUCAGUGCUCCGGCAACACCAAUACCAGCCUCACAGGUGCUGGAAAGCAGCAGUCACGAGCAGCCUUCGGAUUGUAUCGAUGAUCAGCCAGACGCGAGGCACUCGUCCAGCAGCUCGAAGAAAGGUUCCAUGGCUCCACAAGCUGGUGGAGACAUGCGAAAGGAGAAGCGCCGGGGGCAGUCGCAGUUAAUGCCGAUGCCCCCUCUGAACCACAGCCCACGGCAGAGGUAUUCAGGCAAAGCUCUCCUCGAGACACUGCCGCCGAUCGAUGGCCUGGACCUGACGUCCGUGGACACGCCGACCACUCGUGUCUCCAUCUCCAAGGGCCCACAAAUCCACCAGUUGGCACACGAGCUUCGAGUGCCUCUGGAUCUUGUGCAGUCAGCGACUGAAAUCUUCAAGCGCUACUCUGAUGGCGAAGGCGCAGAUUUAUUCCAGCGGAAGCUACGAAUGAGCAACUUUACGAAGCUGCUGUGUGAGCUGACUCGGGUAGACAGCCUUGCUGACCUUUCGCCACACUUUGUAGAGACUGCUACGCGAACGGUGAAUCGUAGCGGCAGCGACGCAAUUGACGUCCGGGACUUCUUCAUCUGGUACUCUGCUUUCAGCUUCUCCGAGGAGCUGACGCCGAACAAGGAGGAUCAUCGGACCCGGCGGCUAGCAAAGAAGCUGGGCCUCGAGGUUGUGGAUGUCGAUGAUUAUCGAAAGGCCUUCGACAAGUUUGAUGCAGACGGCAGCGGCAUGAUCGAGAUAGAUGAGUUUGAGGACAUCCUGCGGCACCUGCUCAAGCUGCCGAAAGAGACAGAAUUGGAGCCCAAUCGGGUUGCGAAUUUAUGGCGCAUUGCCGACAAGAACCGGGAUGAUGUGGUAGACUUUGAAGAAUUUUGUCUGUUCUGGUCAGAUUCUUACGGAGCCAGCGACAAUGGCCAAGGACUGGAGAACCUGUUCGCCAGUGUAUACCGUAGCCUAAGACGAGCCAUCGCCCCCGAGUUGAUCGAUGCCGUGGCCGUGCCACUUACUUCAGAGCAGGUGGUCAACAUUGCGGAUGGCGACUCUGAAGGGGAGAGGACUCCGUACGCAGGCCUUCCCGAUCCAAUGGAUGCCUGGUUCACAGAUGAUUUGCCUGACAAGCGGCAACUGGAGGGAAGCACCGUGCAUUUCGUUCGAAUGGAUGAAGAUGACUCCGAGCUGGUCAGCUACAGCAUCGAUGCGACAGACGAUUGGUUCAACAAUGGGGGGCAAAGCCCGGUUCGCGUCAACGAGGCAGACACCUCCCGGCAUGCCGGUAAAGGUGGAGUGAUCAUCAAGAACCUCUUGGCGCAGGAGCAGGCAUCUUCCGGCCCAACCUCCGUUGAAUUGAGCCCGGAUCUGUCUCCAGAAGCCUCGCCAAUUGCCAGCGAGUCAUCACUUGAAUCUUCCCGACGAUCCAGUCUCACAAGCGAAGAAGAGGCCUCCCGGCAGGCUUCUGCCAAGCUGCCACUGGAGGCUUCCAGGGACCUUUGCCGAGCGCUCGAGGCAAAUUUCAACAAUGCUAGCACGGUGAGCAACGUCAGCAUGGCCAGCAAUGCCAGCAAUGCGACGGAGAAGGCAGCCGACGAAGACGAUGGCUCACCUGCCUCCGUUAUGACAAGGCAGUCUUCCAUGGGAAGUGGCAAAGGAGACAAGGGAAAGGUGAUGGCACCAGGAAAGGGGAAGGGGGGAAUCAAGGGCCCCAAAGGCCUCAAGGGCAAAGGGAAAACUCUGCCGGCAGGGAAGCUAGGCGCCGAAAGUACGGCGCAGGCAGAUGCGGCAAAGGCAGAAGCCGAGCAAGAGAAGGAGAAGGAGAAGCCUGAGGAGGCAGAGAAGACAGAGAAGGAGAAAACAGAGCAGAGCGAAAGCGCCGUCUCCCAAGGAAAAGGUCCUGGCAAGGGUCCUCCUGCAAAAGGCGCGGCCGGAAAAGGACCUGGCAAAGGCCCACCUGGAAAGGGCAAAGCCCCCCCACCUCCGGCCAAAGGCGAUGGCAAGGGCAAGGGCAAGGCGGCUCCAAAGUCCAAGGCCGCAGCGACGCCUCCGCGCUUUGUCGGCCACACACCUCUUGGACGCCGCUUGCAUUGGGCUGGAGCUCAGUAUGAAGAGCCCUCGCAGCAAUCGGUCUUCCACGGCCUCACUUCCGACGUUCGCUUCGACCCGGAGUUGCUGAAGGCCAUGCUUUCGACCGAAGCCGCAGAGAAACCGGUUCUCGUCGGCAGGCGAAAGUCAAUAACCAAGAAAGCAGGAAUCACCCUUUUGGAUGGCUCGCGGGCACAGAACCUCGCAAUCGUGAUGAGCAAGAUGAAGGUCCCGGCCCCGGAAUUCUGCCAGAAUUUGAAGGACCUCCACUUCAGCGAGAGCUUCAUCAAUCCCGAAGAUGUAGAGUUGCUCAUCCACGUAUUGCCCACUCCCGAAGAGAGCAAGAAGCUGUUGGAGUACAAGGACCGCGUGGCAGACCUGCGGGACGUGGAGAUGAACAUCAUGCCUUUCUGCACCCUUCCGAAAGGAGUGGCGCGCAUGAAGGUAGCAAAGUUCGCGUUGUCCCACAUUGCGCAGUUUAGUGCCAUCGAGAAAAGAUGUGAGGCACUCAUGUCUGCUGCCGAGCAGGUGCGUUCCAGCCAGAAGUUCAAAGAAAUGCUCGAUUUAGUUGUACGUGUUGGCAAUUUUAUCAACCACGGUGUGGAUGAGGUCGUCGAAGGCACCAUCCGCGGCGUGAGCGUAGACUCUCUUUUGACAUUAGCUUCCUUCAAGACGGGAGCUGUUUCUUCCCUGCAUUUCCUUUGCCUCUCCCUCGGGGCAAACGAUCCAGACUUCUUCCAGGCAUUAAAGCAGUCCCUGUCCAGCGUGCAUGAGGCUUCCAAAGAGAAAGCUUCGGCACUGAAGUCAUCCAUCGAGGCCUUCGGUAAAGAUGCCGACACUGCAGAAAAGCAGUUGAAUGCACUGCUGGUGCCCAACGAGGAGCAGGAGGCCGUGCCUCCGAGCCACGAGGCCGACCUCCGUGAAUUGAUGGCCCUGUGGAUGGCAGAGAAAGUCAAAUUGCAAGAAAUUGGCGAUGAAGCCUUCGACGCUUGUUUGGAGACUCAAAAGUAUUUCUGCGUCUCCGAGAAAGCCUUGGCAAAUCUGCCACCGCUUGAGACAUUUUUUCUUCACAUUGCAACCUUCCUGGAUCAGUUUUCAGAGGCCUGGCAAGAGAUCGAGAAGUCGCCGCCUCAGAAGACACCAAAAGGAUCACAGGAUCAACGCGUACUAGUAUAUAUAUAUAUAUGGAAGAGAAACUGUUAUGUAUCAUGUGACGCCUCUCUUUCUUCAAUGAAAGGUCCGGGAAGAGGGUGGGCAGGGUUUCAAAAGUUUCAAUAG